Closterium sp. Yama58-4 is the source of this 846-nucleotide messenger RNA. NCBI's taxonomy places the organism in Eukaryota, Viridiplantae, Streptophyta, Zygnematophyceae, Desmidiales, Closteriaceae. The record is from the annotation of a GenBank genome assembly.
AUGGCAAAGAAAGGGAAAAAGCAGCAGCAAGAAUAUUGCGGAGGCGCGCCUCCUAUCGUACCCUCCACGCGCAUUUCCUGGCCAAAGCUGAGACGGCACCGCGACUUGACGCCGCAACUAAUCCGUGGCUGCGAAGUGUUCACUGUACCAGGAGCGCUUUCCGCGGAGGAAUGCGCGGAGUUCAUUGCGCAGGCGGAGCGCGUGGGGUUCCAGUGGCAGGGCAGUGGCGGUCCAGCUAAGGGCGAGGCGUAUAGAGACAACCACCGGAUAUCCGUUGAGGACCCUGAGCUGGCUGCGCAUUUAUGGGACCGACUCGCCCCAGUGCUACAGCCGUUACAAGCUGGUAACCGCAAGGCGGUGCGUCUGAACCCCAACAUGCGAGUCUACCGCUACAGCCGAGGCCAGCAGUUCGGGGCGCACAUAGACGAGAGCGUGACUGUAGCGGGGGGAGGAAGGACAGAGUAUACACUGCUGGUGUAUCUCUCUGGCGCUCCUUCUUCGUGGGAGGGGAGAGAGGAGGAGGAGGGGGGAGGAUAUGGGGAGGAGGGGUAUGGGGAGGAAGGGGGGGAAGGGGGGGGAGGUGGGGUUGGGGUGGAGGGGGACCGGGAGGAACGGGGAGAGGGGGAUGGAGAGGGGACGGCUGGGGAGGGAGAGAGGGAGGGAGAUGGAGGGGAGGGGCGGUGGAGGAGAGAUAAGGGGGUAGCAGGAGGUAGAGGGAAGGGUGGAGGGGGGAAACAGCAGCAGCAGCAGCAGCAGAUGCAGGAGCAAUUGGUGGGAGGGGAGACAGUGUUUUAUGUGGGGGCACGGUCACAGGAGAGCUUCGAGGUGAGACUAGUUAGUUCUUAG